ACUUUCUCUCAUCCCCAUGCACGAGGCAAGGAGCUAAUUUAUCUCGUCUCCUAUCAAAAACUCCAACCACAUUUCGAUUUCAUCUCAUCAACGAAGAAGAUGAACAACAACAAGAAGAACCCAGAUCAAAAACCAGAAAUGUCCUCAUCGUCGUCUUCUUCAUCAUCUUCCCCGAAGAAACAAACCCUCUUCAUAUUAUCCCUAAUCAUCCUCUGGUACACCUCCAACAUCGGCGUCCUUCUCCUCAACAAGUUCCUCCUCUCAAACUACGGAUUCAAAUUCCCCAUCUUCCUCACGAUGUGCCACAUGUCCGCCUGCGCCAUCCUCAGCUACCUCUCCAUCGUCUUCCUCAAGCUCGUCCCUCUCCAGCACCUCAAAUCUCGCUCCCAGUUCAUGAAAGUCGCGACUCUCAGCGUCGUCUUCUGCGCCUCCGUUGUUGGAGGAAACGUCUCCCUUCGUUAUCUUCCUGUUUCGUUUAAUCAAGCCGUGGGGGCUACGACGCCGUUUUUCACAGCGCUGUUUGCGUAUCUCAUGACGUUUAAGAGAGAGGCUUGGAUUACUUAUGGUGCUCUCGUCCCUGUUGUUACCGGUGUCGUGAUCGCUAGUGGGGGUGAGCCAGGUUUUCACUGGUUUGGAUUCAUUAUGUGCAUCAGUGCUACUGCUGCAAGAGCUUUUAAAUCAGUUCUUCAAGGCAUCCUACUUUCUUCCGAAGGAGAAAAGUUGAACUCGAUGAAUUUGAUGUUGUACAUGUCCCCUAUAGCCGUCAUUGCGCUUCUACCCGUCACAAUAGUAAUGGAACCAGAUGUGAUGAGUGUGACACUAUCACUCGCAAGACAACAUAAGUACAUGUGGGUACUUCUCUUGGUUAACUCUAUAAUGGCUUAUUCAGCCAACUUGUUGAACUUUCUUGUCACCAAGCACACCAGCGCACUUACCCUCCAGGUUCUUGGAAACGCCAAAGGAGCGGUUGCGGUUGUGAUCUCGAUCUUGCUUUUCAGAAACCCGGUCACGGUGAUGGGAAUUGGUGGGUAUAGUAUAACGGUGCUUGGGGUUGUUGCUUAUGGAGAGACUAAACGUAGGUUUAGAUGAGCUUCAGAGACUCCUUUGUCUCUGUUUUACUUCCUUUCUGAUGGAUCUUAGGAACUGAUGAAAUUUUGACAUAUAAACCUUUAGAGAUAUAUACUACAUACUUCUGAUCUCAUACUCAUUUUUUAUCUGAACUUUAUAUAUCGUAUUGUGUUAGAUUUUAUGAUCUUUUUUCCAUUGACCAUUGUUGUGUUUGAAUACACUUUCUCUUGUCACACUGUGUUCUUCAAAUAGUAUAUCAAUUUUAUACAAAUUCCAUUUGAAAAAAACCAUUAUUACGCACUAAGUUGAAUAUACACAACUCACAAUCAUGAGAAUAAAUUGUUAGCAAGAUAAAUUAUACUAAAUAACUUUCAUCUUCACAUUUUACCCGAAAAAAGGUUUUUUAUAACUUUUAGUUUGUUUCACUUUUUAGUUAGAUUAACAAAUUGUUAAACUGUUAUACUAAAAAAAAACUGUUAUAUUAAAAACAUAAUUGGGCCGAGGCCGGUUCCGGAUAUGGGUGGGUCUGAAAAA
Messenger RNA from Brassica napus (rape), 1602 nucleotides. RefSeq names its product UDP-URONIC ACID TRANSPORTER 1-like. Gene Ontology annotation, molecular function: antiporter activity. Bases 100 to 1089 code for a protein of 329 amino acids. The transcript has 4 exons. Lineage: Eukaryota; Viridiplantae; Streptophyta; Magnoliopsida; Brassicales; Brassicaceae. Gene Ontology annotation, cellular component: Golgi apparatus. The record is from RefSeq and is a predicted model, not a curated record.